UGUUGCGGCGCAUCGAAAAACUGUGAGGUCUCGUGUGUUCACAUCGUUAUUGCACCUUCGAUGAAAAAGAAAAAAACAAAAUCAAGACGAAAAAUCCAAUCAAAAAAAUAGCCAUUUGUUAAAAAUUCUUGAUUUAAAAAAAUACUAGAUUAGGUAUAAUACAGAAUUUUUUUUGAGAAAAUAACAAGUUUGUAUGCCGUUUUCCGACGGGGCAAAACCGAUAUAUAAGAGACGUAUUUCAAAAGCGAAAAAAUUCCAAGAUUAAUCGAAGACUUUGAAAUUUUUUUCCAGCUGUUUAGACUUAUUAUGAAGUGGGUUUUUGACUGAAGCGUGACCAGGACCGAUUCACAGUCAAGCAGCGGUUUCCUUCUUCGCCCAUUCGGUUAGGAGCCUAAAAGUGACCUCAGACCCGACAAGGCUCUCCCGGUAAGAUUUGUGUUGGGUGUGCGCGCGGCUCGAUUAGAUUUUAGUGUCCCGUCUUCAAGGGUUUAUUCCUGUUUUUAGACCGAGAAAAAAAGGUAGGUAUGUCAGCCGACAAAGAGGAGUUGGUCCAGAGGGCGAAACUCGCCGAGCAGGCGGAACGCUACGAUGAUAUGGCUUCUACGAUGAAGGCCGUCACCGAAACCGGAGUAGAGCUCUCGAACGAAGAGAGGAACCUCCUAUCUGUCGCAUACAAGAACGUUGUCGGAGCCCGAAGAUCAUCCUGGAGAGUCAUCUCUUCCAUAGAACAAAAGACGGAAGGAUCAGAACGCAAACAGCAAAUGGCCAGAGAGUACAGAGAGAAGGUCGAAAAAGAACUUAGAGAUAUCUGUUACGACGUUUUAGCGUUAUUAGACAGGUUCCUUAUCCCCAAGGCUAGCAAUGCUGAAAGUAAAGUAUUUUACUUGAAAAUGAAAGGUGACUACUACAGGUACCUUGCUGAGGUUGCUACCGGAGAUACACGGAACGCUGUGGUAGACGACUCACAAAAGGCAUACCAAGAAGCUUUUGAUAUUGCCAAGUCGAAAAUGCAACCUACCCAUCCUAUUCGUCUCGGCCUUGCACUUAACUUCUCAGUAUUCUAUUAUGAAAUCAUCAAUUCCCAAGGCCGUGCCUGCCACCUGGCUAAACAGGCAUUUGAUGACGCGAUAGCAGAGCUGGAUACGCUGAAUGAAGACAGCUACAAAGACUCCACACUGAUCAUGCAGCUGCUGAGAGACAACCUGACUUUGUGGACGUCCGACACACAUGGAGAUGGAGAUGAGCCACAAGAGGGAGGCGAUAAUUAAACCACCAAAACAACUCCUCCCUUUCUACAUCCCCUCGACACCUUUUUAUCCUCAGCCUUUCCAUAAAAAAAAAUAAUAUUAAAAUAAAAAGCCAUAAGUACCACAAAUCAUUACCCUCAUUUGACCCAUUAUUCUCCACUUCUCCCAAUUUUCCUUAUGCCCCCUCCUAAAAAUAAAAAAAAAUCCCACUUUAUACUCUAUUACCCUAAAUUGUAAAAAAAAAAAAAAAAAAUUGUACUCACCGCAUUCACUUUUGCAAAAGCGACGUAUAUAAACCUAUGCCAAGCAGCACAAUCCCUCAGUUUGUUUCAAUGUAUAUACUAUAUAUAUAUAUAUAAAACUAAAUUUUGCUGGCCUUUCAUCUUUUGUUCAGUUUGCAUUCUUUUCUUUUUUUAAAUUAUAUACUUAUUAAAUUA
Cimex lectularius (bed bug) is the source of this 1684-nucleotide messenger RNA. It is a transcript of the gene 14-3-3zeta, whose product is annotated as 14-3-3 protein zeta. The coding region runs from base 525 to 1268 and encodes 247 amino acids. Gene Ontology annotation, biological process: signal transduction. The transcript is spliced from 5 exons. NCBI's taxonomy places the organism in Eukaryota, Metazoa, Arthropoda, Insecta, Hemiptera, Cimicidae. The record is from RefSeq and is a predicted model, not a curated record. Gene Ontology annotation, cellular component: cytoplasm.